CAUUCAUUCGUUGGUGCAUUUUUCUUCUGUAAUCAGCCUACUAAAAUUUGACCACAGACUUAUGUGUGCAUGGAGACUACAGCACACACCCAUACUUCAGAAUCUUUCACUAUCUACGCCUGGUUCUAAACCACUCGUUGAAUGACAUCAUCACAAAAGCCGUUAAGCACUGCCAAAUAUAGAACACAAAAUGUCGACUUCUUCACUGCGACCGGAACUCAAACAGUCCUAAAGCUUCCUCAUCAUAAAACCGUUUCGCUCACAUGAUAGCCUCGUCGGCAUCGACCACAACGCUCGGACUUUUGUUGUUCGUCUUCUUGCUGUUGGUCUUGUCAUCGUUGCUGUUAGCGGUGGUGGGGAUAAGAGUUUAUGAUAAAUAUAGAGCACCCCUCCCUCGCAUCUUGUUGAUUCUGAGUGCUCACGAAGAUCUCCACAUCAAGCUAGGAGGUGAUAAAACGACGAGGAAGAAGAAUGAUGCAAUGUUUGGUGAUAGUCCAGCUUGGUUGGCUUGUUGCCGUUGGAGUCACCUCCUGCGAUGUUGACCAGCAACGAGACGCAGUCAAGGCUAUGAAGACCCGGAUGGAGUUCAUGACCAUCAGUGGAGACAGACCCUCGCCUGAUGAGCUCAUCAAUCUUUGCAGAGAAUUAAUGAGUGCAGAAGGUCUAUUCACCGGCAAAUGUAGGGCCGACAGACAGAAAAACAUCCCAGAAGCCAAAGAUGUGAAGAAAAAGCUGACAGAUCUCUGUCAUAAAGAAUGCGAGGAGUUUCUAAACUUAAAGGAUUGCAUCAGUAGAGUCCACUCAAAGGACAGCACAGCAAAAUACUGUAGUCAUUAUUCACAGAUACUCAAGGACUGCGUGGCCAAAGUAAGGUGCGAGGAGUUGAGAGAGUCCCUGUUUCUAGCCAUCUUGCCAAGCUCCUUCAAGGAGAAGUUGUACGAGGAGGGCUGCGUGCCUCGUCCAGUUGCAGUCACCACCGAAGUAGUCUCUGGUGCCACCAGCGGGUCGACAACCUUUGACCUGCCGGCUGUGCCCGGCGUGACGUCACAAAACGGUGCUACAAUAGAAUGGGCCACAGCAAGUCCGUUGACUGCACCGUCCAGUUCAUCUUCUGGUCCACCCAUCACGGCCCCGUCAGAUACGUCCACUGGUCCACCCAGCACGGUUCUGUCAGAUACGUCCACUGGUCCAUCCAGCACGGCCACGUCAGAUACGUCCACUGGUCCAUCCAGCACGGCCACGUCAGAUACGUCCACUGGUCCAUCCAGCACGGCCACGUCAGAUACGUCCACUGGUCCAUCCAGCACGGCCACGUCAGAUACGUCCACUGGUCCAUCCAGCACGGUUCUGUCAGAUGCGUCCACUGGUCCACCCAGCACGGCCCCGUCAGAUACGUCCACUGGUCCAUUCAGCACGGCCCGUCAGAUACGUCCACUGGUCCAUUCAGCACGGCCCCGUCAGAUACGUCCAUUGGUCCAUUUAGCACGGCCCCGUCAGAUACGUCCACUGGUCCACCCAGCACGGCCCUGUCAGAUACGUCCACUGGUCCAUUCAGCACGGCCCCGUCAGAUACGUCCACUGGUCCAUUCAGCACGGCCCUGUCAGAUACGUCCACUGGUCCACCCAGCACGGCCCUGUCAGAUACGUCCACUGGUCCAUUCAGCACGGCCCCGUCAGAUACGUCCACUGGUCCAUCCAGCACGGCCCCGUCAGAUACGUCCACUGGUCCAUUCAGCACGGCCCCGUCAGAUACGUCCAUUGGUCCAUUCAGCACGGCCCGUCAGAUACGUCCACUGGUCCAUUCAGCACGGCCCCGUCAGAUACGUCCACUGGUCCAUUCAGCACGGCCCCGUCAGAUACGUCCAUUGGUCCAUUCAGCACGGCCCCGUCAGAUACGUCCACUGGUCCAUUCAGCACGGCCCCGUCAGAUACGUCCACUGGUCCAUUCAGCACGGCCCCGUCAGAUACGUCCAUUGGUCCAUUCAGCACGGCCAUGUCUUCUGCUGACCCCGGCCUGUGUAACCUGGCCAGAGCAAGGAGCUGUGUGGGACAGUUACAGGAGACAGUGGACUUGGCCUCCAGGGACCAGGACACACUCGUGUCAGUCUGCAUUGCCAGCGUGAAAGGCGACCUGCUAUUGGAGUGUUUUAACAACCAAACUGCAGGCUGCGGUGUCAACAACCGAGAGCUGGUGGUUGCGAGGGAAAUGUUGGACAAAGUCAACAACGACGCCAGAAUUACCUGUGAAA
This is a messenger RNA of Pomacea canaliculata, 2249 nucleotides long. Its product is annotated as integumentary mucin C.1-like. The coding region runs from base 472 to 2007 and encodes 511 amino acids. NCBI's taxonomy places the organism in Eukaryota, Metazoa, Mollusca, Gastropoda, Architaenioglossa, Ampullariidae. The record is from RefSeq and is a predicted model, not a curated record. The transcript is spliced from 7 exons.